AUGACGGCAACCGGUAAAGGAUUCAUCUUUCCUGGAACUUCGAAGGAAUGCGAAGGAGGUGGAAAGAAAUGCGGACAGUAUCUGUCUGGGAGUUCCUUUUCCUCUGAUUCUGGUGUCGACGACUUGUCGGGGUCGACACCCGAGCCUCAGCCUCGUCCUUCGUACAUCUCCCCUUUGGACGCGGGAUUCCGGCGAGGAAUAGCCAUCGGUCACAAAUCCUUCCUCCAUUCUUACUAUACCGGUGAUUCCGCGGAGAUCGCCCGUGUGAAGGCUGGCCUUAAAGAGACCGGGAUGAGAAGGAAAGAAGAAAGAGAAGAGGAAGAAGGAAUCAGCCAUCCGGAUCCUGGCGGCGGUCAAUUUCCACGGGCCGCGGGACACCUUGAUGGGAAGGGGAAGGGGAAAGAAUACAAGCUGAGUGUGGCCAUCACCCCUCAGACUGUGGCCGCGCUCGCCUCCAAAUUCAACGCCAUGAUCAAGGAACAAGAGACCCGUUCGGGAUCUCCAUCUCGGCUGGAACUUCGACUCGUCCGGUUCCAGAAGAGACGAAAAAACAAGACUGCAGUGGACCAAGUGAAACGAUCUCGAUCCGUCCAAGACUUCCUCCAUGGGGAUCACGUGCCCAGGACUUCUUUAUCGAAGUCUCAACCUGACCUCACGCAAAAUUCUCCUCCUCCUCCUCCUCCACCGAGUCCAGGUAGGAAGUUUUGGGAAUCCAAGUCGAAAAUAUACGAAAACGUGCGCGGAAUGGUGAAGAAUGCCAUGAAGACAUUUGAAUCCAGCAAAACCGUGAAGAAGGAAACUUUUCUGAACGGUUGGAAGCAUACAACGGACGUGCACAAGUUUUCACCCGCGUCCCCUUCGAAAGAAGAGGAGAACUCGAGAGUCAUCGAAGGGAGGAGUGAAAAGGACAACCCCAUUCCGAAUCCCUCCUUCCUUUGGGAUAGUGUGAGUGUGAAGAAGAGCCUGGAGUUGGGUAAUCCCAUCCCUCCACCGAGGAAAACGAAGGCUUUCCUGUGGAAGCGAUUCCAUUCCCAGCCCUCAGUGUCUCCGUCUCAAUUCUACGACGACUGCCACGUCGCUGACAACCCGAAGAGUGAUUCCUCCUCCUCGCAGUACGAUGACAUCAAGACGGAAUCUUCAUCCUACAGGUACGAGGACAUAAAAAGUGAAGGCUACGAGGAUGUGAAAGGGGAGUCGGGUUACUUGGAUGCCAAGUGGAUGAGAAGUUCCCCUCACGGAUACUUGAAGGUGUUGGGGGAUGGGUCAUCGGAAGAGACCUACAAGGGAUCUUCCAGUGCCACUAGUACGUGGACUCCAAAAUACGACACCGGAGAUUCUCGAACUCCGAACUAUGAGAGCUUCGGGGAGAAUGAGACAGAGAGUGAAGUCGUGGAAUGUCGGAAUCCAUUGGUGUUGCCAGCCCGGGAUGGCUUGGUCCUCGCCCGAUUGGCCGUCGUCACGGAUCAAGAAGAAAGCCUUUCCUAUGUCUACGAUCACCAUGCAGGUCCUGAUGGGGGGUCCGAAUCGGGGGAACGCGGCCCGAGUGACGCCGGAAGCGAGGAAUGGCUGGACGUGACGGACAGUGACGAGGAAUCCUCUAAUACCCCCGCCGUCGUUCUUACUGGAGCAAAACCGACCGGUUCGAUCUUGAUAGAUGACAUGCAGAUGGACAGAUGGGGAUGUUGCUCACAGUCGGCGGAUCUCUUGAGCGAACGGGAACGGGGAGACGUCAUGAAUGUUGUCACAUCCCCUUCCCCAAAUUUGUUCACGCCGCUUGUCGGGAUCGGAUGA
Molecule: messenger RNA, 1791 nt
Organism: Darwinula stevensoni
Lineage: Eukaryota; Metazoa; Arthropoda; Ostracoda; Podocopida; Darwinulidae
Source: the annotation of a GenBank genome assembly